This is a messenger RNA of Chiroxiphia lanceolata (lance-tailed manakin), 3166 nucleotides long. It is a transcript of the gene NTRK3, whose product is annotated as neurotrophic receptor tyrosine kinase 3. NCBI's taxonomy places the organism in Eukaryota, Metazoa, Chordata, Aves, Passeriformes, Pipridae. Bases 304 to 2862 code for a protein of 852 amino acids. Gene Ontology annotation, cellular component: signaling receptor complex; plasma membrane; axon. Gene Ontology annotation, biological process: cell surface receptor protein tyrosine kinase signaling pathway; cellular response to nerve growth factor stimulus; regulation of phosphatidylinositol 3-kinase/protein kinase B signal transduction. The transcript has 18 exons. Gene Ontology annotation, molecular function: transmembrane receptor protein tyrosine kinase activity; neurotrophin binding; neurotrophin receptor activity. The record is from RefSeq and is a predicted model, not a curated record.
CCCAGCCUCCCGUUGCGAUCCUCCGGAGCGGCUGCGGGAGCGGCGGGCGGCCGGGCCGGCAUGCAUCCAUCCCCGCCCGCGGCCGCGGCCGCUGCCCUAGCGGGAAUUACAGCCUCUCCCAGCCAGCUGCCAGCAUGAUUUCAUCUGCUGGAGGAUUUUUGCAUCUGAUCGCUUGAGGUUUUGUUGUUGUUGUUUUUUUUUUUUUCCUCCCUCUGUCUUUGUUUCCUUCCCCCUUUCCCCCCCUUCCCCUCCCUCCAUCCCCCCUUUCCUCCUCCUCCUCUUUUUUAGAAGCAGCAAUCGGAGAUGGAUGUCUCUCUUUGCCCUACCAAGUGCACUUUCUGGAGGGUAUUUUUGCUCUGGAGCAUUUGGGGAGACUAUCUGCUUUCGGUGCUGGCUUGCCCUGCUAAUUGUCUUUGCAGCAAGACAGACAUCAAUUGCAACAAGCCGGAUGAUGGGAACCUCUUCCCUCUCUUGGAAGGGCAGGAUUCAGGCAGCAGCAAUGGCAACACGAGCAUCAAUAUCACGGACAUCUCAAGGAACAUCACUUCCAUACACAUAGAAAACUGGAAGAACUUGCAGACACUGAACGCCGUUGACAUGGAGCUGUACACAGGACUCCAGAAGCUGACAAUCAGGAACUCAGGACUACGAAACAUCCAGCCACGCGCCUUUGCCAAGAACCCUCACCUGCACUACAUAGACCUCUCCGGGAACCGCCUCACCACUCUGUCAUGGCAACUCUUCCAGACCCUGCGGCUCUUUGAACUGAAACUAGAGAGGAACCUUUUUAACUGCAGCUGUGACAUUCGCUGGAUCCAGCUCUGGCAGGAGAAGGGUGAGGCAAACCUGCAGCACCAGGGCCUCUACUGCAUGACCAUGGAUGCAGCCAUCAUCCGUUUGCAGGACAUGAACAUCACCCAGUGUGACCUUCCUGAGAUCAGUGUGAGCCACGUGAACCUGACGGUGCGGGAAGGGGAGAACGCUGUCAUCACCUGCAACGGUUCGGGAUCGCCGCUGCCGGACGUUGACUGGACAGUGGCCGAACUCCACUCCAUCAACACCCACCAGACCAACCUCAACUGGACCAAUGUUCAUGCCAUCAAUUUGACCUUGGUGAACGUCACCAGUGAGGACAAUGGAUUCCUGCUCACCUGCAUUGCCGAGAACGUGGUGGGGAUGAGCAAUGCCAGUGUGCUGCUCACCGUCUACUAUCCCCCUCGCAUCCUUACUCUGGAGGAGCCGGUGCGACACCUGGACCACUGCAUUGCGUUUGCAGUGCAAGGGAACCCAGUUCCCACCCUUCACUGGCUGCACAACGGCCAGGUGCUCCGGGAGACAGAGAUCAUCCGCGUGGAGUUAUACCAGCAAGGGGAAGUGUCUGAGGGUUGCCUGCUCUUCGACAACCCCACUCACUACAACAAUGGCAACUACACGAUUGUGGCCACCAACCAGCUGGGCUCAGCCAACCAAACUAUCAAAGGACACUUCCUUGAAAAACCCUUUCCAGAGAGUACAGACAACUUUGUCUCAAUCGGGGAUUAUGAAGUGAGUCCCACCCCACCAAUCACUGUGACCCACAAACCAGAAGAGGACACUUUUGGGGUUUCCAUAGCAGUUGGGCUGGCAGCUUUUGCUUGUGUCCUCUUGGUCGUCCUCUUUAUUAUGAUCAACAAGUAUGGUCGGCGGUCCAAGUUUGGGAUGAAAGGUCCCGUGGCAAGUGAUCAGCGGAGAGGAGGAUUCAGCCAGUCCUCUCCACCACAUCAACCAUGGCAUCACGACACCCUCAUCCCUGGACGCUGGCCCGGACACAGUGGUGAUCGGCAUGACCCGCAUUCCCGUCAUCGAGAACCCCCAGUACUUCCGACAAGGUCACAACUGCCACAAGCCAGACACGAUGUCCAGCAUAUUAAGAGGAGAGACAUCGUUUUGAAGAGGGAGCUGGGAGAAGGUGCCUUUGGGAAGGUGUUCUUGGCCGAGUGUUACAACCUCAGCCCCACCAACGACAAAAUGCUGGUGGCAGUGAAGGCACUGAAAGACCCCACGUUGGCAGCCCGCAAGGAUUUCCAGCGGGAGGCGGAGCUGCUCACCAACCUGCAGCACGAGCACAUCGUCAAGUUCUACGGCGUGUGUGGGGACGGAGACCCGCUCAUCAUGGUCUUUGAGUACAUGAAGCACGGUGACCUGAACAAGUUCCUGAGGGCACAUGGCCCAGACGCUAUGAUCCUCGUGGAUGGGCAGCCUCGACAAGCCAAAGGGGAGCUAGGGCUAUCCCAGAUGCUCCACAUCGCUAGCCAGAUCGCCUCUGGAAUGGUGUACCUUGCCUCCCAGCACUUUGUCCAUAGAGACCUGGCCACCAGGAACUGCUUGGUCGGAGCCAACCUGCUGGUGAAGAUUGGAGACUUUGGGAUGUCAAGAGAUGUCUACAGCACUGAUUACUACAGGGAAGGGCCGCGUCCGAAGGGCCAGUUCAGCGCAGCGUGGCAGCGACAGAGACUGGCACCGCCGGCAGCUGCAACAGUUGGAGGACACACCAUGCUGCCUAUCCGCUGGAUGCCUCCAGAGAGCAUCAUGUACAGGAAGUUCACAACAGAGAGUGACGUCUGGAGCUUCGGGGUGAUCCUCUGGGAGAUCUUCACUUAUGGGAAGCAGCCCUGGUUCCAGCUCUCAAACACAGAGGUAAUUGAGUGCAUUACCCAAGGCCGAGUUUUGGAAAGGCCUCGAGUCUGCCCCAAGGAGGUUUAUGACAUCAUGUUGGGCUGCUGGCAGAGAGAACCUCAGCAACGGCUCAACAUCAAGGAGAUCUACAAGAUCCUUCAUGCUCUGGGCAAGGCCACACCAAUCUACCUGGACAUCCUUGGCUAGCAGUGGCCACUUGUUGGAAGUCCUUGCUCCUUCCUUCCAUCCUUCCUUCCCUCUCCCCCUCCCAAGUCCUUUGCCCCUCAGCUCCCAAGCAAACAUCUUCAUAUAAACUCAAGUGCCUGCUACACAUACAACACUGAAAAAAAACAAAACAAAAAAAGCAAAACAAAAAGCAAACCAACAAAAAUCCCAGAGAACAACAACCUGUAAGGCAGUUUGGCUUAUAUAUAUAUUUAUAGAUAUCUCUCUAUAUAUAACUUCCACACCAAUACAAAAAGAAGCUGCUGUUACAGAAAAUUGUAAGACU